This is a messenger RNA of Chanos chanos (milkfish), 1584 nucleotides long. RefSeq names its product polymerase (DNA directed), epsilon 2 (gene pole2). The record is from RefSeq and is a predicted model, not a curated record. The coding region runs from base 1 to 1584 and encodes 527 amino acids. The transcript is spliced from 19 exons. Gene Ontology annotation, cellular component: epsilon DNA polymerase complex. Gene Ontology annotation, molecular function: DNA binding. NCBI's taxonomy places the organism in Eukaryota, Metazoa, Chordata, Actinopteri, Gonorynchiformes, Chanidae. Gene Ontology annotation, biological process: DNA-templated DNA replication; error-prone translesion synthesis.
AUGGACGUGCGAAAAGUGAAGACCAAAGUAUCCGCAGGUUUCAAAAUGCGAGGACUAAUGCUUCGACCCGAUGCCUGCAGGUACUUGGUGGAGGUUUUGGAAUCUGUGAACGAGUUGGAAUUAGAUGAUGUUAUUGAGCGGAUCUUGGACGCGGUUGAAAAACAACCAUUGUCUUCCAGCAUGAUUGAGCUGUCUGUAGCAGAGACAGCUGUUCAGGACUGCAGCCAGUCCAGCGAUGACACCAUAGACAAUGUCUUCAACAUCAUCGGCGCUUUCGAUGUCCCGCGAUUUAUCUACAGCACAGAGAGGAAGAAAUUUGUACCUAUCAGCAUGACUAACCAUCCACAGCCCAGCCUGUGUGGACAGGCCAGAGAUAAAGCCGAACUCUUCAGAGAGCGAUACACCAUCCUUCAGCAGCGAACACACAGACAUGAGCUCUUCACCCCUCCUGUGGUUGGUUCAGACCCAGGGGAGGGCAGGAAUAAGUUCCAACUGAAAACAGUCGAAGCUCUCUUAGGAAGUACGGCUAAAGUAGGAGAAGUCAUUGUGCUGGGAAUGAUAACACAGCUUAAAGAGGGGAAGUUUUUCCUUGAGGACCCCAGUGGGACAGUACAGCUGAAUUUGUCAAAAGCCCAGUUCCACAGUGGCCUUUACACAGAGUCCUGCUUUGUUCUGGCAGAGGGCUGGUAUGAGGACUCGGUUUUCCACAUCAAUGCUUUUGGGUUCCCGCCGACAGAACCGUCUUCCACCACAAGGGCGUACUACGGUAACCUGAACUUCUUCGGCGGUCCCUCUGCGACGUCGGUGAAGGCUUCGGACAAACUGAAGCAGCUGGAGGAAGAGAACGAGGAGGCGAUGUUUGUCGUCGUGUCCGACCUGUGGCUGGACAGCGUUGAGGUUCUGGAGAAACUCCACACCAUGUUCUCAGGAUACUCCGCCAUGCCCCCCACCUGCUUCAUCUUCUGUGGAAACUUCUCUUCCACCCCUUAUGGAAAAAACCACAUCAAAUCGCUCAAAGAGUCUUUGAGGUCACUAGCUGAUGUGAUCUGCGAGUACCCCAAUAUCCAAAACAACAGUCGGUUUGUGUUUGUCCCUGGACCGGAGGAUCCCGGGCCCAGCACGAUCCUGCCCAGGCCUCCAUUAGCAGAACACAUCACAGAGGAGUUCAGACAACGAGUGCCCUUCUCAGUUUUCACCACCAACCCCUGCAGGAUCCAGUACUGUAGUCAGGAGAUUGUGGUGUUUCGAGAGGAUCUGGUGAAUAAGAUGUGCCGAAACUGUGUUCGAAUGCCGAGCGGGAAUCUCGAUAUCCCCAACCAUUUUGUGAAGACCAUCCUGGCCCAGGGUCACCUGACUCCCCUGCCGUUGUACGUCAGCCCUGUUUACUGGGCGUAUGACUACGCCCUGAGGGUGUACCCUGUGCCCGACGUCAUCGUCUUCGCCGAUAAAUACGACCCCUUCAGCAUCUCGAAUACGGGCUGUCUCUGCAUCAACCCAGGUUCUUUUCCGAGAAGCGGUUUCACAUUUAAGGUGUACUAUCCAUCCAACAAAACAGUAGAGGACAGCAAACUUCAAGGACUUUGA